Molecule: messenger RNA, 2352 nt
Organism: Trifolium pratense (red clover)
Lineage: Eukaryota; Viridiplantae; Streptophyta; Magnoliopsida; Fabales; Fabaceae
Product: inactive LRR receptor-like serine/threonine-protein kinase BIR2
Exons: 1
Coding region: 200-2026 (608 amino acids)
Biological process (GO): protein phosphorylation
Molecular function (GO): ATP binding; protein kinase activity; protein binding
Source: RefSeq, a predicted model, not a curated record
CUAAAAAAUCCAAAUUUUCCACAUUUAACCUUUCUCUAUAUUCGUUUCUCACAAUCACAAACCCCAUUUCACACCCAAAAAAGAAAAGUCAAAAGCCACCAUCACACAAAUUCAUCACAGAACCCAAACAAAAAAAAAAAACCCAAAAACCAAAAACCCCAUUUCUAAAAAUCAAAACUUUAUCAUCUUACAACGAUCAAUGAUUAACAAAACCAUGUCUUCUUCACUCUCCUUUCUGUUCUUCACCAUAUUCACUUUCUGGGUAUGUUUCACUUCAUCCCAAGUUGAAGAAGACAGCGUAAAAUGUCUCAGAGGAAUACAACAAAACCUAGGAAGCCCCGAAAGUUCUAUCUCAUCUUGGAGUUUCAACAACAAAACUGUCGGAUUCAUAUGUGACUUUGUUGGUGUUACAUGUUGGAAUGUUAGAGAAAAUCGUGUCUUGGGUUUGGAGCUGAAAGGUAUGAAACUUUCUGGUAAGAUCCCAGAAUCUUUGAAGUAUUGUGGUCAAAGUUUGCAAAAAUUGGAUCUUGGUUCAAAUUCAUUAACUUCAGUUAUUCCAACACAGAUCUGUAGUUGGAUGCCAUUUUUGGUAACUAUGGAUUUAUCAAGUAAUGAUCUUUCUGGUCCAAUUCCUAAUACUAUUGUUAAUUGUUCAUAUUUGAAUGAGUUAGUUUUAUCUGAUAAUCAUCUUAGUGGUAGUAUACCUUAUGGACUUGGUAGUUUAACUCGGCUUCAUAAGUUUAAUGUUGCUAAUAAUCAACUUAGUGGUGAUAUUCCAUCUUUUUUUAAUGGUGUUGAUAAGGAAGAUUUUGAUGGGAAUAGUGGUUUAUGUGGUGGUCCACUUGGAUCAAAGUGUGGUGGUAUGAGUAAGAAGAAUCUGGCUAUUAUUAUUGCUGCUGGUGUUUUUGGUGCUGCUGGUUCUUUGUUGUUGGCUUUUGGGUUAUGGUGGUGGUAUCAUAUUAGGUUAAGUGGGACGAGGAGGGGGAGGAGUAAGGAAGGGUAUGUUGUUGGCGGGGUUGAUGAUUGGGCGGUUAGGUUGAGAGGUCAUAAGCUUGCUCAAGUUAAUCUUUUUCAGAAACCGAUUGUUAAGGUUAAGCUUGGUGAUUUGAUGGCUGCUACGAAUAAUUUUAGUUCGGAGAAUGUUCUUAUUACGACUAGGACCGGGGCUACUUAUAGGGCGGAUUUACCGGAUGGUUCGACGCUUGCUGUGAAGAGGUUGAGUAGUUGUAAGAUUGGUGAGAAGCAGUUUAGGAUGGAGAUGAAUCGGUUGGGACAAGUUAGGCAUCCGAAUUUGGCGCCUUUGUUGGGGUAUUGUGUUGUCGAAGAGGAGAAGCUUUUGGUUUAUAAGCAUAUGUCGAAUGGGACACUUUUUUCGUUGUUGCAUAAGAAUAGCGGUGCGUUGGAUUGGUUGAUGAGGUUUAGGAUAGGGUUGGGUGCAGCUAGGGGACUUGCGUGGUUGCAUCAUGGUUGUCAUCCUCCGAUUAUACAACAGAAUAUUUGUUCUAAUGUGAUUCUUGUUGAUGAAGAAUUUGAUGCUCGGAUCAUGGACUUUGGACUCGCCAGGCUUAUGACAUCUGAUGCCAAUGGUAGUUUUGUGAACGGUGAUUUGGGGGAACUCGGUUACAUAGCUCCUGAGUAUUCGAGUACGAUGGUUGCUUCGUUGAAAGGGGAUGUGUAUGGAUUCGGUGUUUUGCUUUUGGAGUUGGUCACAGGGUACAAACCUCUCGAGGUGAACCACGGUGAUGAAGAGUUUAAGGGUAACUUGGUGGAUUGGGUUCAUGUGCAUUCUAGUUCAGGCAGACUCAAGGAUUGCAUCGAUAAGGCAAUAUGUGGGAAAGGUAACGAUGAGGAGAUUCUGCAGUUUCUGAAAAUUGCAUCCAAUUGUGUCAUUACUCGCCCAAAAGACAGGUGGUCUAUGUACCAAGUUUAUAAUUCGUUGAAGGGAAUAUCCAAAGAUCACAGUUUCUCCGAACAAGAUGACGAAUUUCCCUUGAUCUUCGGUAAACCAGAAAACGAGCCAGCUUAGUUCAUGAAGCAGGUGGCAGCAUAUGGAAAGAAGAUGUAAACUGUGUUCUUACCGAGUUACUAAUUAUGGUGGAGAGUUUUCAGAGUGAUUCUAAAUCCUUAUGUUCAUUAUUGACUCGAAUCAGGUAUAAUUGUAUUUGUAUGAUAUUAUAAUCUUUCUGGUAUAGGUUAGGUUCUUGCGAUUUUAUGAAAUCUAAUAUGGUUCGAUGUCUGUUCAUCUAAGUUAUUUGGAGUAUGUUUAAGAUUUGAAUCCAAAAACAUAUGUCCCCUCUUGUUGUCUGUAAAGAUGUGUUAUUAAAAUGAUUAAUCUUAAUUCUGCUUUGCUAA